This is a messenger RNA of Rhododendron vialii, 1954 nucleotides long. Its product is annotated as mitochondrial import inner membrane translocase subunit TIM50-like. Bases 107 to 1507 code for a protein of 466 amino acids. The record is from RefSeq and is a predicted model, not a curated record. Gene Ontology annotation, molecular function: phosphoprotein phosphatase activity. NCBI's taxonomy places the organism in Eukaryota, Viridiplantae, Streptophyta, Magnoliopsida, Ericales, Ericaceae. The transcript is spliced from 10 exons.
AGUUAUCGUAGGGAGGGAAUCAAAUAGAAAAAAAACAACAUGGUGGCCGCAAAUUUAACAUGGCCUGAAAAUUGUAGCCGCGAGCUUUGUCAUACUGGCUGCAAACAUGAAUAAGAUGGCCGUAAUUUAUUGCAUUAUCGCCAUUAACUUCAAUAUCACGGCCACAAAUUUUUACAUCACAGGUGCAAAUUUUGAAAUUCUGGCCGCUAAUUUUUACAUCGUGACUGCAAGUCUUGGCGUGGGAGCUAACUUUUACAUCAUUGCCGCAAGCUUUUGCAUGUGGCCGCGAAUACCUAGUCGCACCAAAUGCUCCCCUUUUGUGAGCACCAAACAUAGCCUAAACCGUAAGGCUUACCCUCGUAUCGAAAAAGAUCAAGACUUUCUCAAAAACCUCCAAAACCCUAGUUUGAAAAAUUCCCCAAUCUCAAGAAACUCAAACAACAUGCUUCGAAUCAAUCGACCUCGAUCUCUCUCCAAUCUCUCCAAAACCAUUCGGACCUUAUGCACUGCCCACGUCUCCCCUACCCCUUCCAAACAAGCCCUAGAUCUCUCUCCUACUGCAACUCAGAUCAACGAUCAGAGCACCUCAGUUCCUCCGACCGAUCCAACGGCCAGAAAGCCGUUGAAUUUUCUCAAAUUCGGCCUCCUUGGUGUCCUAACCGGAGCCUCGGUCACCGCGGGUUACGCCACUUACGCCUACACCUUGGAAGAAGUGGAUGAGAAGACGAAGCCUUUCCGAGUGUCUGUUAAUUUCGCUGUUGGAGAUAAGGCAUCGAGUCUCGAUAAGUUUCAAGGUUUUCUUCGUACUGCUGCAAUGGCAGUGCCAGCUAAAUCCAUUGAGCUUUACUUGGAUCUCAGGAGUAAAAUUGAAGAACAUGUCCGGGGAUUUAGUGAACCUCCCUCAAAUAAGCUUCUUCCAGAUUUGCAUCCGUUGGAGCGGCAUGUGUUUACUCUUGUGCUGGAUCUUAACGAGACUUUAGUUUACUCUGAUUGGAAGCGUGAAAGGGGUUGGCGAACGUUCAAAAGACCUGGAGUUGAGGCUUUCCUUGAACACCUAGCUCAAUUUUAUGAGAUUGUUGUGUAUUCAGACCAGUUGAAUGUGUAUGUUGAUUCCAUCCUUGAAAGGCUUGAUGCUAAGGGGUCAAUACGUCACAGAUUGUCAAGAACUGAAACUAACUAUCGAGGUGGAAAGCAUUACAGGGACUUCUCAAAGCUGAACAGAGAUCCUUCAAGAAUUCUGUAUGUGAGCGGACAUGCACUAGAAUCCAGCCUCCAGCCGGAGAAUAGUGUUCCUGUCAAGCCGUGGAAGCUUGAAGCAGAUGAUACUGCACUCGUGGAUCUUAUCCCAUUUCUCGAGUAUGUUGCCCGCCAUCCACCAGCUGAUAUAAGACCAGUAUUGGCGUCUUAUCAAGGACGAGAUAUAGCAACUGAAUUUAUUGAGCGUUCUAAAGUACAUCAAAGGCGGAUGCAAGAACAGAAGCAGCAUGGCCUUUUCUUGCGGCGUUGAGUCUGGAGUAACAUAUGAAAUGAUGGGGGUCUGAGGAUAUAGCAAAUUUGGGGCGAAUGUAAUUAGGAUUGUGCAACGAUUUUGGACCGAGGUUGUGAAACAGGACACCGUUUAGUUAGUGAAUCAUGCCACCAUCUUUGCUGCAUCAUGCCACCAUUUCUUUGCCUGUUUUUGGUGCCCAUCAAUUUUCACGAAGCUUAAAGGGGUUCCUAGUGAAUCGCAGUUUUGAUUUAAGAUUUCAAUAGCUGUACCUCUAUUCAGUUUUUUCUUUCAUAACAGAGUACCAUUAGAUUGGACGAUCUUGACAUGGUCCUUGCGUAAUUGGAUCUGUGUAGUGUAGGGAAAAAGCGGAUGACAAUUUCCAUCAUAUUCUUCACUAUUUGACUUGGAUAAUAAAAUGGAGUUAGUUACUUUGCUAAUAUGAUGAAUGAAUUGCCAUUUGAUUGA